This is a messenger RNA of Lachnellula hyalina, 3399 nucleotides long. RefSeq lists its product as uncharacterized. The coding region runs from base 1 to 3399 and encodes 1132 amino acids. NCBI's taxonomy places the organism in Eukaryota, Fungi, Ascomycota, Leotiomycetes, Helotiales, Lachnaceae. The record is from RefSeq and is a predicted model, not a curated record. The transcript has 4 exons.
AUGGCUGAAGUGGAAGCCCCAGAAAUCACCCCGCAGGACCAGAAUUCUAUGGAAAUUCCGUCUGUCGACGAUACUACUGGAAUAGCAUCAGAAAUUGAGACGGAGAAAGAGAAAGAGAAGGAGAUGGAGAAAGAUAAGGAGAUGGAGAAAGAGAAGGAUGCUUCCCCCAAAGAGGCUGCAAAUGGCGCUGCGAAGAAGGAAAAUGUGCCCCCGAAACGUGCUGCAGUCGGGGCCGUCAAGCGCUCUUCUGUCGCCCCAAGCGCAACCAAAUCUACAGUAGCAGCAGCGUCAUCGUCAUCAUCUGCUACUCGAUCGACUGGUGGAUUAAGCAAGCCUCCUGUGCGAGCAGUACCAUCCACUGUACGAAAGCCAACCAGCGCAACCGCCCCAACAUCUGCGAGCUCCAGCCACCGUUCACAAGCAUCCAUUGGAGGUUCUGGAGAUGAGAAGAAAAAGCCACUGUCAAGCGCUCCUAGGAGAACAUCUCUUGCUCCGGCCCACAACUCUCCAUCAAAGACUGAAUCUCUCACGGAAAAGCGGGGAGCGCCUACAUCGUCCACAACCACGCGCAAGCCUGCUGGAUCUAUCAGUUCAGCUAGCCCUAAGACUGUUACGAGACCAUCUACUUCCAGCAGCACAACAGCGAGAGCUACUGGGGCUACCAGCACUGCCGCCAGCAGAUCUACUCCCGCUUCCAAACCAGCUAUCUCGAGCACCGUUUCGGAUGCAAAGAAGCGACUCUCGACAAUUUCUGGAUCUCCCAGUGUAUCGAGGCCUUCUGCUCGCCCAAGUUCUCAUGCGACCCCCACAUCCUCGAAAGAAGUCGACGAGCUCAAAUCGAAGCUGGAAAUUAGCGAGGCUAAGGUUGAGGAACUUCAAAAAGAGAUCGUGUCUUCUCAGGAGAAAUUAGCCGGUUUUGGGAAGCAAAUCGAAGAGGAAGCCGCUCGAGUGAUUGAAGCCGAAGAGGACAUCCGCAACCAACACAAGAAGAUGAUCGAAAAGGCGCAUGCUAAGCACGAGGCUGAUGUUCAAAAAUUGCAAGCUCAAUUAGCGGAAGCUGAGGUGGACAGGGUAUCUGCUCAGGAGUCUUCAUUGAAGACAAUCGAGGAAGCUCAACAUGCUGCUACUGCAAAGGGUGAAACGGAGAUAACAGAGGCCUUGGAAAAAAUGAAGGUCGAACACACUUCAACACUGGAGGCACUCAAUGCUGAAUUGGCGAGCGCAAAGGAAGCUAGCUUUGUUGCUUCGUCUGCCGCUGCUGAAAAGGAGGCGGAGAUUUUAGCUCUGAAGACUCAACUUGAGCACGGUACGGCGGAGCUUGAUGCUCUCAAGGCUGAGCACGAGACUGCGCUUGGCGAGUUGAAGAAGUCUCUUACAGCAGAGCAUGAAUCUGCCCUGGAAGCAUUGAAGACGGCUCACUCGGCUGAUCUUGCGAAAGGUAGCACUGAGGCAAGCUCUGCUUAUGAGAAACAAAUCGCGGACCUGUCUGAGAAGCAUGAAUCUACUCUAGAAGCAUUGAAGGCCUCGCAUUCAGCUGAUCUGGCGAAAGGUAGUACUGAGACAAGUUCUACCUAUGAGCAACAAAUUGCAGAUCUGUCCAAAAAGCACGAAUCUACCACCAGUGAGCUUCAGAAGCAAAUUGAGGAAGCAAUCGCUGCUCGGAGUGCGUUAGAAGCUUCUCACAAGGAAAAGAUUGACAAUCAUGCAGCAGAUUCCAAAGCUGCCGUAUCAAGGCUUGAAGAGGAAUUAUCUCUUCUGAAGACAAAAUCCGACAAGGAUGCGCAAUUACUUCAUGAGUCUACGCAAAACCACGAUGAUUUACGGGUGCAAUCAGAAGCCGCCCAGAAGCAACUGCUCUCGGCUCAAGAAGAACUCAAGGCCGCAUCACAGAAGUAUGAAUCACUGCAGACCAAGAGUGCAGAGGAUGAGGGGGCUUUGGCGGCAGUGAAAGAGGAAUUGAGUGGCGCUAAGGAUCAGGUGGUUUCUUUGCAGAAGAUGAUGGAGACAUUCGAUGCAGAAGGAAAGACCAACGAGGAGUUGCAAUCUAAGAUCAAGUCUGAGCUUGCUACCACUGUCCAAAGCCUCGAAGAUAAGACCAAAGAGAUCUCUCUGUUGCAGGAGAAGCACCAAAAGGAGCAAGAAAAGCACCGAAUUGAACUUGAGAAUGUUACCAAAGACUAUGAGAAGGAAAUCGAGGCGUUGCAAGGCAAUUCUGGCAUCAAGGAGGGGUACGAGGCCCUCCAGAAGGAGUACGAGGCCCUCAAGGUCAAGCACGAGGAAAUCACCAAGGCUCACAGCGACGCCGCAACAGCUCAUGAAGCACAACUCGAGAACAUCAAACAAAAUCAUGCUGCAGCUGUUGCCACACACGACAACUCUGUGAGCGAGCAUCGACAUGAGAUUGAGUCCUUGAAGGCAUCAUAUGCAAAGAAUGUUGAUGAGGCUAGUGACAGAGCCAUCACUGCCAUCGACGCUGCUCAUGGAGCCGAAUUAGAAUCCGUUCACGCGAGCCAUGCACAAGCGAUUACCGCUUUGAAGCAGGAGUAUGCUGCCAGCCACGCAACCGCCUCUUCAGACGCUGAGAAGCUUAAGGAUGCUGAAAGCGCAUUGCAGGCAGAAAUUUCCCAGACAAAGGAGUCUCUAAGCAAGGCUACCGCUGAAUUGGACGCCCUGAAGCAGGAGUUAGCCCUGGAAAAGAUGACCAGAACAUCUGCCGAGGCAGACUUGGAUGCUGUGAAGAGCAAGAAGCCCAAUACCUCAGAAGCCGAUGCGCUGCGCAAGGAGCUACAAGUUUUAAAGGACCAACAUCAAGCCGCUCUUAUGACUUCUCAGCAGGAAUCAGCGAAGGCAACUGAAGAGCACUUGGCAACCAGGGCGACUCUUGAGAAGAUCCAAGCCGACUUGCAAAAUGAGAAGGCCGCGGCUGACAAACAGGCUAAGACCUCCGGAACCGACUAUCAAGAUCUACAUGAUUCUCUUGAAUCUAUAGUGCAGGAAUCGAGCAAGAAAACUGCCGACUUAGAGGCAAGGUUGAAAGAGGCUGAAGCCAUCAUCAAGGUUAAGGAUGCGGAAAUUGCUGAAGAGAAGGUAUGUAACCAGUUCGCAACACGGCAAUAUGUCUUAACUAAUACGGGCUGCCAGGCGAAGAACAUCGUCCUCCAAGCACCAAAGACCCCAACCAGCGCCAAGUCCCCACAAGGUCUCGCCGCCAGCAAAUUCGCUGCAGAACCUGACUCUCCUGAGACGCCAAGUGCAAAGGCAGAGCCAGAAACAGAAACAGCGGAAGCGAAAGCUAAAGUCACCGCACAGCAACUGGCACAAAUGGAGGAUGAUUUGAGAACCGAAAAUCUGAGAGCUCUCCAAUCCAUCACAGAUCUCUCCCCCUCAGUGUCCGUCUAA